Messenger RNA from Euleptes europaea (tarantolino), 2163 nucleotides. RefSeq names its product prolyl 3-hydroxylase 3 (gene P3H3). The transcript has 15 exons. Gene Ontology annotation, cellular component: endoplasmic reticulum. Lineage: Eukaryota; Metazoa; Chordata; Lepidosauria; Squamata; Sphaerodactylidae. The record is from RefSeq and is a predicted model, not a curated record. Gene Ontology annotation, biological process: collagen metabolic process. Bases 1 to 2163 code for a protein of 720 amino acids. Gene Ontology annotation, molecular function: L-ascorbic acid binding; procollagen-proline 3-dioxygenase activity; iron ion binding.
AUGCCGGCCUCCCUGGCCCGCCUGGGCCUCCUCCUGCUCGGCCUGGCCUUCCCGCCGGCCCCGGCCGGCCCUUUGGCCCCCUUCGACCUCCUCUACGCCGACGGCGUGCGCGCCUACUUCGCCCAGGACUGGCCGCGGGCCGCCCAGCUGCUGCAGCGCGCCCUGGAGAGCCACGCGCGCCUGCGGGACGCGCGGCGCCGCUGCCAGCGCGCCUGCCGGGCCGAGGCGGGCUGGGCGGCCGCGACCCCUCCGGGCCGGCCCUGGGAGGCCGGCUUCUUCGAGCGGCUGCUGCAGCGGGCCGAGUGCGUGCAGGGGUGCCUGGGCCGCCGCCUGGACGGGCCGCCUUCCCUGCACCGCGCCGCGGCCGAGGUGCGGCGCGGCUUCGAGGAGAGGGAGCCCUACAACUACCUGCAGGUGGCCUUCUUCAAGCUCAAGCGACUGGAUGAGGCCGUUUCUUCCGCUCACACGUUCUUUGUGGCCAACCCACAGCACUUACAGAUGCGGGAGGAUAUGGAGAAAUACCAGCGCAUGGCGGGGGUGAAAGAAGAGAGCUUUCGGGAUCUUGAGGCCGUGCCACACUGGGUGGCCUACGAAGCCGGGGUGCGCCAUUACAAGGCGGAUGACUACCAGCAGGCGCUGAAAGAGUUUGAGGAGUCGCUCCGCGAAGGGCUGCUGGCACUGGAGGAUUGCCGAGCCCUCUGCGAGGGGCUGCAAGAGGAAGACGAAGAAGAGGAGGGGACUCAGCUUGGCCUCUAUGAAGCCAUUGCAGUCCACUAUCUCCAGGUCUUGAAGUGCCGGCAGAGAUGCGUCCUCGACAUCGCCACCAAGCCAGGGAGGGUUUCUUCCGUGGAGGACUUCAUCCCAUCUCAUUUUGACCUGCUGCAAUUCGCCUAUGGCCAAGUGGGGAACCAGACCCUGGCCGCCGAAUGCGCGGCAACCUACUUGCUCUUCUACCCAUCGGAUGAGAGGAUGCUAGAGAAGAUGAAGCAGUAUCAGUCGGCGCUGGGGGCAGAAACACCUGUUACUGCCAGAGAGGUGAUUCGCAGUUACGUACGCCGGUCUCUCAUGGAGAAGAAACUGAUUUACUAUGCUGUGGAGCACCUUGGGGAAACGUUUGAUGACCCCGAGUUGUGGACUCCGGAGGAAUUGAUCCCUGAGAGCAUGAAGGCAAAGCACAGAGAAGACCAAGAGAAGCAGAGGCUGGAGGCCCCAGAGAUGGAACAGCAGCAGCUAAGAGGCCCUCUGCCCUUUGAGGGCGUGACCAUCACCAUGGAUUCCCAGCUGCUCAAUGGCUCGCAGAGGGUCGUCUUGGACAGAGUCCUGACCGAAUCCGAAUGCAAAGACGUCCUUCACCUGGCCAAGGCAGCCGGCGGAUCAGGAGAUGGUUAUCGUGGCCGGCGUUCGCCUCACACCCCGCAUGAGAGAUUUGAAGGGCUCACAGUGCUCAAGGCUUUGCAGCUAGCUGAGGAGAGCGCCGUGAACUGGAGGGAUGUGAAACUGCUCCUGCAAGCCAGCGAGAAAUCCCGUAAAAUCAUCGAGUCCUAUUUCACCCCUGAGAAAAAGCUCUACUUUUCGUUCACGCACCUGGUCUGCCGCACAGCCGCCGAGGGGGAACAGGAGGGCCGCAUGGACCUUAGUCACCCUGUCCACGCAGACAACUGCCUUUUAGACCCAGAUGGGAACACCUGCUGGAAGGAGCCUCCUGCUUACAUCUACAGAGACUUCAGCGCGAUCCUCUACCUGAACGACGACUUCCAAGGGGGAAACCUUUUCUUCACUGAGAUGGAUGCCGUGACUGUUACGGCCCAGGUACGGCCAAAAUGUGGGAGGCUGGUGGCCUUCAGCUCUGGUGGGGAGAACCCCCACGGCGUGUGGGCUGUGACCCGUGGAAGACGCUGCGCCAUCGCCCUGUGGUACACCCUUUCUCCAGAGCAUGCAGAACAGGAUUGGGCCCAGGCAGAAGAGAUGGUGAAACGGAAGGAGGCAGAACAGGAAGCGUUGCGUUUGGAUGACAAGGAGAACGCCGAAGCUGGCCGCAGCACCGGGGACUCGCCAGAGCCCCCUGCUCCCCAGGGAAGGGCCAGAUCCGCUGGCCGGAGGAGCAAACCGUACUCAGAGUCUGGGGUCCGGUCCAAGGGGCAGCAGACCAGAGAUGAACUCUGA